AUGCCGAUCACUUCCAUCCUGGAGAAGCGUAAUGGUGUGGUGGUGGGAGCCGAGCUGACCUGCAGCGUACGGGAGGAUAACAAGGCUCAGAGAGAGACCUACAGCGCUGACUGGAACAGCAUCAGUCAAAAAACUCAGCCUCAAGAAAGGCAGACGAUGGACAUGAAUGACAGAUCUCGCAGGGAGACUCUGUCCCGGCAGUGGCAGGCCCGAUCCCUGACACAGAUUUGCCCCUCGGGGGUCUUCAGAGUGGGCACCGUGGAAAUAGGGGUGAGGGAGCACCAGCUGCUGCCCAAGAGAAACACCCUCCCCUUGCCCAUUUUCGUCCCGGCAGAGCUGGGCAUCAGGCUGGGACGCGGAGCCCCACACACGGAGGAGGACCUGCAGCCCCUCCCCAAACCAGACGGAGCCUGUCCCGGCAAGAGGACUGUGGACGAAAUCACAAGAGAUCUGCCCCCAGUCAAGCCCACCCUCAUGGAGUUCUCCAAGGCGCCCAAAGCCCUGGGUCGCUCCAUGUCCGUGGAGACUCAGAGAGGGUGA
Messenger RNA from Limanda limanda (common dab), 540 nucleotides. RefSeq names its product titin-cap (telethonin) (gene tcap). Gene Ontology annotation, biological process: skeletal muscle contraction; cardiac muscle contraction; cardiac muscle tissue morphogenesis. The coding region runs from base 1 to 540 and encodes 179 amino acids. The record is from RefSeq and is a predicted model, not a curated record. Gene Ontology annotation, cellular component: Z disc. Gene Ontology annotation, molecular function: protein-macromolecule adaptor activity; titin binding; titin Z domain binding. The transcript is spliced from 2 exons. Lineage: Eukaryota; Metazoa; Chordata; Actinopteri; Pleuronectiformes; Pleuronectidae.